Henningerozyma blattae CBS 6284 is the source of this 2085-nucleotide messenger RNA. RefSeq lists its product as uncharacterized. The transcript has a single exon. Gene Ontology annotation, molecular function: clathrin binding. Gene Ontology annotation, cellular component: membrane coat. Gene Ontology annotation, biological process: intracellular protein transport; vesicle-mediated transport. The record is from RefSeq and is a predicted model, not a curated record. Bases 1 to 2085 code for a protein of 694 amino acids. Lineage: Eukaryota; Fungi; Ascomycota; Saccharomycetes; Saccharomycetales; Saccharomycetaceae.
AUGCAGCCUUUUACCAAAUUUUUUAAGGAAAAGAUUAGAAUUGCUCCAACAAUCUCAGCCAAAGGUGAAAUUGGAGAAAUUCGAAAUGGACUAGUCUCUUCCUAUCCUCAAACAAGAAAGGAUGCCAUCAAAACUACAAUUAAACAAAUGACAUUAGGCAAAGAUAUGUCUAAAUUAUUUCCUGAUAUUGUUAAAAAUAUUGCUACCAAUGAUAUUGAACAAAAGAAAUUGGUGUAUCUAUAUGUACUAAAUUAUGCUGAUAUUUAUCCAGAGUUGUGUAUUUUAAUCGUAAAUACGUUUGUCACUGAUUCAAGAGAUCCAAAUCCUUUGAUCAGAUCUAUGGCAAUUAAGACAAUGUCAAUGAUCAAAACACAGACAAUUGUGGAUUAUAUUGAAGAACCUUUAAGAAGAACUUUACAAGAUAAUGAUCCAUAUGUAAGAAAAUCAGCUGUCUUUUGUGUUGCGAAAUUAUUUAAAAUCAAUAAAGACAUUUGCUUAAAGAUUGGUGUCAUUGACGAUUUGAUCUCAAUGGUUUCUAAUGAGACUAAUAGCAAUGUUUUAGCCGACUUAAUUAUUUCAUUAUUAGAAAUCAUUAGAUUUGAUUCAACUGAAAAUUCAAUAGUAACCAAGAAAAUUGAUAUUGCUAAAUUGAUUAAAGAUAAUCUUAAAAAAUUCUUGAGAUUUUUACCCGAUUGUAAUGAAUGGACAAGAGUUACAUUAUUAGAUAUCAUUUCUAGACAUAAUGCUAAGGAUAAACCUGAAGCCAAAAUGAUAAUCAAAGCUACUGCACUUUAUCUUUCAAAUAAUAAUGCCACUAUAAUAAUGAAUACAAUUAAAAUUAUACUUAAUAAUUUGAAAAUAAGUGGCCAAGAAAAUAAUGAAACUCUACUAAAGAAAAUAAGAUCAAGCGUUCUAUCACUGUUAAAUUAUUCUCCAGAGAUUCAAUAUGUUAUUUUAAAGAAUGUCAAUAUUAUUGUAACAAAAUAUCCUAAUUUAUUAUUAAAAGAUUAUAAUGUAUUUUUAAUUCAUGAUAUUGAACCAACCUAUAUCAAAUUAGAAAAAAUAAAAAUUUUACCAAAAUUAAUUGAUAAAAACGAUUCAAAACAAACCAAGAUAAUUAUUAAUGAAUUAAUGGAGUAUUGUCGUGAUUUUGAAUUGGAUAUAGCAUUAAAUUCAAUUAAAAGUUUAAUAGAAGUUGUUAUUAAAAGUGGCAAUACUAAAUAUCAGAAGAAUAUUGAAAACUAUCUAAUUUCAAUGUUGAUGCCUCAAGAUAUCUAUAGAGAUGAAUGCUUGAUAGGUAUAUGUAAUUUGAUUCGUUAUUUUAGAGCUGCAACUGAUUCAUUCGAAUUAUCAGAAGAUCUAAUAAAUUUCAUAAUUCAGGAUUUAGAUGAACCAGAAAUACAACUAAUUGAUCCACUUGCAAAGAGUAAUUAUCUAUGGCUUCUAAGUGAAUACUAUCAUACAUUUCAAAAUACCACUAUUGAAAAUGGGUUCAAUAUCGAGGAGAAACUAAAAGGGUUUUUAAAUAAUUUUAAUGAAGAAGAAGAUGUUACUCAAUUCAAUUUAUUAAUUACCUCUAUUAAAUUAUAUUUCCAACUUGCAAAUAAAUCUUUGAUACAUAAUGUUGUUAAUAAAUGUUUAACUGAUUCAAUCUCAGUAGAUUUGAAGGAUAUCAGUAUCAUAUAUGAUAGAAUAUUAAAACAUUCAGAAAAUUUAAAUGACUUUAGAUUAAUUAACGAAUUGGUUAGUAAUACAAAACUACCUCAAAUUAAUACUAGUAUCAACCAAUUAAAUGAGGAAUUAGUCAAUAUUUUAAUUAAAGAACUAGGUAGUAUCACUUCUAUUUAUUACCUCAAUCCAAAUAAAAUUCGUGAAGCAAAACAAAAUACAAACUUAGAAGAUAUAAAACAUUUAAAAUCAGAAAAUAUGGACGAUGGCGAUGAUUUACUAAUUGAUCUAGAUGAUAACGAUAACAGUCAUUCGAACGACUCUAUUAGCAAUACUAAUAACAAUACCAAUAUUAAUAUCAAUAAUAAUGCAAACAAGGCUAACUUUAAUAAUGAUAUAGAUCUAUUAGCCUUAUAG